GUGUGGGGUGGAGGCCGUUCGGGGCCCGCCCGGAGCCGGGUGCGCUUACCGGUGGUGUUCCGAAAGUGGUGUGGGAAUGACUUCAUGGAGGCUUUGCAUCUUUGUCGGUUGCGAACAGGAAUCGGGAGGACGCAGCGUUGGUGGGACGAGGGCCUGAUCCUGCGGGCACCGGCGAGGACGAAGCAGCCCUCUCCUGCCUGGCUGGCCCCAGGAACUGCUGCUCGAUGGACAGAGGCGUGCUGGUGGGACCACGUUUACAACAUGCUCUUGGCACUUCAGCCAUCCCCACUGUGCUGAGUCCCAGUUGUGAAGCUGUCUGUGCUGUGCUGAGGACAAGUGGGACAGCUUGUUAAAAGCAGAUGUGGUUUUGGUAAGUAGAAUGAACUUACCUUGGCAGAAAACACCUAGCCAGGCUGGCAAAGAGACUGCUUAGCCCUGUCAUGCAAGAAGCCCUUCAGCUCUUUCUGCCAGAAACACCAACCACCACUUCCAAGUACCGGCACUUGAGUCCUACAAACUGUUUCCUAAACAGAUUUCUUCAGAAGCAAAGCAGCACAAAAGAAGACAUUCUGCUCUUUGAAAACUGGAACCACUGGCAAGAAGCAGCCACACUGUGCACUGAACAAGGGCACCUUUUCCAGGUUAUCAAAACAUGCUGUUGAACUGAAUUUUGGAGCUGCAUUUCCAAAUGUACCAUGGGAUGCAUCAAAUCCAAGGCUGCCUUUCAAGGUUCAAAUGCUAUCCAGGAUGAACAGAUCAGGGAAGGUAAUGAAGGAUGUACUGGAGAGAAAUCAUCACUGAUAGCAGUGAAGGUGAAUGAGAAAGGUCCAUCGAGCCCUAUAGUGCUAGACUAUGCACACCGUCUCUCCCGUGAGAUCGUUGAUCAGGCGGUAAAACAGUGGGCAGUGACUGAAAGCAAAUACAGCGACAUCCCUUUUAUUGAAAGUGAUGUGCCCUGAGCCCUGACUGGCAAGAACUGUCUUCACCAUGAGUGUCCUGUCUGUGAAGCAGUUUGUAUUUGGUACUAGGGCAAAUAAAGUAAAAUCAGCUGUGAUUUGAGCAUAAUGCCACUAUAUGAAUGUGUUUGCAAGAAGAGGCAAAAAAAAAAAAUGGCCUUUUCAUCUAUAUUGCUAAGAAAUUAAUUGGAUUACAGUACAAUCUAUUAAGCAAGUGUCAUUUGUCAUCAGACGUAUGUUGAGUAUGUUCUGUCUUUGUAUGUAUCAAAUGUGAUCAGAAAUAGUGUUAAAAGGAUGAGAGGAAUGUGGCUGCCCUGCAACUGUAAAAGCACUGCCUCAGAGGCCCCAAAGAUGCUUAACAACAAAGUGUGGAUUAUUUUUAUUUACUGCAAAAAAAAAUCAGUGGCCUGGUUGUAGGUGAAAAGAGGGGAACUCUCCAUGCUUGGUAAAUUUGUCUGCAUUUUGCUGAAGUGAAACCAAGGUCUGCAUGUAGCAAAGGUAACUGCUGUCAUAAAUUUUACCUUGAUUCUUUGACCUGGCUGAAUCUGUAAACCACAAAAUAAUGAAGGUGAUGAGAAGCAUUUUAUAAACCCCAGCAGUAUUCAGGGACCCAUAUGGAUUAUGAUACUAAUCAACUUCUGUUCUUAAGUGAAACAGUGAGGAACA
This is a messenger RNA of Pezoporus occidentalis (night parrot), 1622 nucleotides long. RefSeq names its product chromosome unknown C2orf88 homolog (gene AKAP19). Gene Ontology annotation, molecular function: protein kinase A regulatory subunit binding. The transcript has 5 exons. Lineage: Eukaryota; Metazoa; Chordata; Aves; Psittaciformes; Psittacidae. The record is from RefSeq and is a predicted model, not a curated record. Bases 696 to 959 code for a protein of 87 amino acids.